Molecule: messenger RNA, 1150 nt
Organism: Mycena citricolor
Lineage: Eukaryota; Fungi; Basidiomycota; Agaricomycetes; Agaricales; Mycenaceae
Source: the annotation of a GenBank genome assembly
CUUUUGCUGAGCUUUUGGACUGCUUCCAGUGGGAGUUUGUUUGACCUCCACGUCACUCAUUUACUCAAUAUUUAUGCCAGCCAGCCAGCCAGCCAGCCAGCGACCACUCACCCUGACCACGAUCAGUCGAUGUGGUUGUCUGGUUUCCCACUGACUGUCGAUUGUCCGUCGAUUAAGACACCGACACCGACAGUUGGCUCAGCUGUAUUACAUCCCCGACGACUACUGUGCAGUCUGGCUUCCUACAACUAGACAACCCUCCGGUCCCUAUCUACAUAACGAGAGCCCCAAUCCUUGAGUCAUUCCUGCUCACGCAGUGGGGGUCUAUAAACAGCCGGAUAUCUAGCUGGCUCCCAUGCACCCUCUGCGCCUCAUCCCUGGACUCCUAGCAGCCUCUCCGUACUCGCUGCGAGCCAUGUCAUCCGCCGUCGACGCGCCGUCUUACGUCGAGCUCCCCGCCACGUCGCGCCAUUCCGCGACGGUCAUUCUGCUCCAUGGACUAGGUGACUCGGGCAACGGACUCAAGCCGGUCGCCGCGCACCUCCAGUCCCAGGCCGGCCUGGGACACUGCAAGUUCAUCCUCCCCAACGCACCCAUCCGCCCCGUGACGGUCAACGGCAACCGCCUCACGCCGGCGUGGUUCAACACGCGCUCGUUCAGCCCGCCGAGCGCGGACUUCGAGGAGGACCAGCUGCACACGCUGGCGUCGAUCGAGAAGCUCAUCGCCACGGAGCUCGGCGCGGGGCCCGUGACGGAUCCCGCGCGCAUCGUGGUCGGCGGGUUCUCGCAGGGCGGCGUCAUGUCUGUCCUCGUCGGCGUCGUCUCAGAGAUCAGGAUUGCGGGCAUCGCCGUGAUGAGCGGGCGGCUGCCCCUGAGGAACGCGGCGAUGGAGUUCCCGCGGCUCAAAGAGCUUGCGUCGCCCCACGCGUCGUCGCUGGCUGUGUGGUGGGGCCACGGCCUCGCGGACGAGAUGCUCAAGGUCGCGUUCGCGGAGACGGCCGUGUCGUUCCUGACGAACGAGAUCGGGAUCCCCCGGGACGGCAAGUCUGGGUUGGUUUUCCGCACGUACCCGGGUCUGGGCCACGGCAUCGGCGCGGAGGAGAUGAGGGACCUGGGACACUGGCUGGAGGGUAUCUUGCCCGCGGAGUAA